CCAAGAAGGGCGACGCCUACAGAUUAGCUUUAGAUAGUUCCCUUUAAAUUCCGGGUACGGAGUUAUCAAAGCGUCCCAUUCAUUGCUGAGCCUCAGUCAGAGCUGCAAUCUAAAACGGGCUUCCAUCCCAAACACCCGCAACAUGGCAAACGCUUACCUGCAAGGAGUGGAGAUCUCAGCAUCACAGUUCCUGGAUAUUUUUCACCAUUAUGAUAACGAUGGUAAUGGGUAUAUUGAAGGAAAGGAGUUGGAGAGUUUUAUAAAAGAACUUCAGCAAGCUCGAAAACAAGCAGGACUUGAGCUUACAGACAAGAUGAGGGCUUUUGUAGAGGAAUUUCAGACAAAUGCAGAUGCCAAAAUUGGAAUAAUUGAGCUAGUACAAAUAUUACCCACAGAGGAGAACUUCUUGUUAUUUUUCCGACAACAGUUGAAAUCUUGCACAGAAUUUAUGCAGGCUUGGCGACGUUAUGAUGCCGAUCAUAGUGGCUACAUUGAAGCAGAUGAGCUGAAGAACUUUUUGAAAGAUCUUCUUCAAAAGGCUAAGAAACCAUAUGAUGAAAAGAAGUUAGAUGAAUAUACUCAUACCACACUCAAAGUAUUUGACUCAAACCACGAUGGGAAGUUGUGUUUGGCAGAAAUGGCAAGGCUGUUACCGGAUGAGGAAAACUUUCUGCUCAAGUUUCAGAAUGUGAAAAUGGCAAGAAAAGAGUUCAACAAGAUCUUUGAGUUAUACGAUCAGGAUGAGAAUGGCUACAUGGAUGAAAAUGAGCUGGAUGCCCUCCUCAAAGAUUUGUGUGAGAAGAACAAGAAGGUGCUGGAAGUGAGCAAAAUCUCCACUUAUAAGACCGCCAUCAUGGCCCUUUCAGAUGGGGGCAAACUAUACAGGACAGAACUGGCGCUUGUGCUUUGUGCUGAGGACAUUUCUGCCCCUGCAUCCUUAUAAACGAUUACCCCUUUUUCCUUGACCCCUUCAUGACCUUCUAUCCCACCUCCCUUCCCCUUAUUGGUGAAGUGUGUAAAGAUACUGUAGCUUGGAACUCCAAGGAAGUAGGAUGUCUUUUUCUUUCAGUUUUUUCUUUUAACAAAUCUGUAAAUUUGCCAGCAACAGUGUAUGUGUAGCUAAGGUACAUUAUUGGAGUCAUGGGAUGAUACUUUUCAAAUCUGUUGUUUCUAUACUGUUUGUAAAUGUACAGAUUUUGUAACAAUGAGAGUGAAAGUCCCUGUACUUUGUCAUCUAUCUACAUACUUCAAGACCUUAGCCUCUCACUAAUCCCCUCCUGCCCUUACAACAAUGUUUAUCUUAUUGUUAAUUCAUAGCUCAAGUAUCACUAGCAACAAUAGUUUUUGGAUUGUUAUUGAAUUACGGUGGCAUUUGGCCAUGGAAUAAAAAAUAGAAACAUUUAUAUUAUUAUAAUCUAUUUGAGUACAUCAUCCUAUUCUGAUUUUGUAUCAUAUUGAAUUGAUAUAAUUAUUACCAAUAUAACUUUGCACCCAGUAGGACUUAGUAAGACCAAUGAUGCAAACACCAAUGAUACAUGUUACGUAAAUUAGUAUUUUCUGAACUGGAGGCCAUAAAUGCAGCAAUCUUUCAAUCCUGUAAAUAAUUUCCUAAAGUGAUGAGAUUAAUUUGCUCUGAAUGUUCUUUAACUUUAUGUCAAUUAACUGACCCCAAAAGUUGCUUUCUAUUAAAACAAUCAUCAAUGGAAUCCUCUAAAGGAAUUACAUAAUAAAAGGGUGUGAUUACCUAAUCACUGCCUUUGAUAUAAUAUUCUGACCACCUCCAGUGAGUGAUGGAUACAGUGCUUAAAGUCCCUGUGUAUUUUUGUGAUUUCCAAGGCGUUAACACCACUGACUUAAGAACACCAAUUAUACUACUUGGGGGAAAAAAAUGUGUACAUACCUUUUGGUUGAAUUGAUCUUAACACUAUAUGAAAUACAUUUCUUCACAGUAUUUUCUUCUCAAAAUUGUAGCUCAAUCAAGCCUAAAAGACACUACUAUACAUUACCCAUUGGUCACAUCAGUUUUCUAGACUUCACUAAUUCCUACAAUGCAGCUAAAUAUGUUGUCCUGUCAAAUUAAAUAACCUGAAAAUGUAUUCAUUUGUAAGGUUUGUUGUUAUUAUCAAAUGUUUUUACAAGGUGCCAAAGUCAAGAGACAGCAGUUACCACCGCAAUUCAAGAAUGACCCUGUUACUGUUGUAAUGAUAUUCCUCCAGUAGGAGUAGAAGCCUAUGAGUUGCCUGGCCGGGCUGUGGGCUGGUAGAUGCACCCUGAUCAUUGCAGUGGAACUGUUAACAGACAUUAGCUGUUUAACGUGGGGAUCAUUAUGUAUAGCUGUGUAACUCCCUGCCACCAACGAGGAAUUCAAACAACCAGGUGGGAAAAACAACAUAGUUUCUGGAAUGUGUUGCAUGGAAAAUAAUAUAAAGAAAAUAGUAGAGACCAUAAUAAGCUACACUAUAUAUCAUUUUGCUGUGCAUGUUGUUUGCUGACAGCUAGUCGUGUGGAGACUAUUGAAUGGACAAGCACAUAUCUGCGACUUGUUUAGCCUCACCCUGUGACCCCUGACCUGUGUAUAAUGACGGCGCCAGUCUCUGUGAUACAUGGACCUUUUUUGCACUGUAAAACAAUGCCAUGUCCUAGCAGUCUGGGCAACAGAAAGACUGUAAGAUAAAUAAUAAAAACAUUCUAAAACAA
This is a messenger RNA of Esox lucius (northern pike), 2697 nucleotides long. RefSeq names its product calbindin 1 (gene calb1). Gene Ontology annotation, biological process: regulation of presynaptic cytosolic calcium ion concentration; regulation of long-term synaptic potentiation. Bases 143 to 943 code for a protein of 266 amino acids. Gene Ontology annotation, molecular function: calcium ion binding. The record is from RefSeq and is a predicted model, not a curated record. NCBI's taxonomy places the organism in Eukaryota, Metazoa, Chordata, Actinopteri, Esociformes, Esocidae. Gene Ontology annotation, cellular component: nucleus; synapse; cytosol. The transcript is spliced from 11 exons.